AUGGCCACGUUCGACGAUAUCCUGGUAGAAGUGGGAGGCUUUGGCCCAUACCAGAGAAGAGUGUUCAUCCUGAUAUACCUAACCUCAGCCAUCUUCUCUUGGCUGUACCUCGGCUUUGUGUUCCUGGCCGUUACUCCCGACCAUUGGUGCAGGAGUCCCGGAGUGUCCGCACUGAGGACCAAAUGCAACUGGUCCCUGGAGCAGGAGAAGAACUUCACGUUGCCCGUGGGCCGCGCUGGGAGCUCCCCGUACAGUCAGUGCGAGAGGUUCGACAUAGACUGGAAUUCCUCCUCCGUCAGCUGUGAAGAUCCACUUCCCUUCUCCUGGAAUCAUUCCCGAGAUCUUCCCCUGACAAGGUGCCGGGACGGAUGGGUUUUUGAAAACGGUUCUAUCUCCAGCAUUGUAACCGAGUUUGAGCUGGUGUGCACGGACGCCUGGAAGGUAGAUCUAACUCAGGCCUGCCUCAACCUGGGCUUCAUGGUGGGGACGAUCGCCAUUGGCUACGCGGCAGACAUGUUUGGCCGCAGGUCCUGCUUCCUGUUCGCCACCUUCGUGACCUCGGUCGCUGGUUUGCCGCUGGCGUUUGCCACGAGUUACCCCUGCUUCCUGAUCCUACGCACUCUGCAAGGUCUCUUCAGCCGAGGCGGAUGGAUCGCUGCUCAGGUCCUAAUGACGGAGCUGGUGGUUUCGGAACAGAGGAGGCGAGCGGGAAUCCUCAACCAGAUGUGCUUCAGUUUGGGGAUGAUGCUCCUGCCAGCUGUUGCCUACUGGCUACCGGCCUGGAGAGACCUGCAGCUGGUUAUCACCGCCCCAAACCUGCUCUUCCUCACCUACUACUGGCUGAUCCCCGAGUCUCCCCGGUGGAUGAUCUCCCGACGGAAGGAAGCGGAGGCGGUUCGGAUUCUACGGCAGGUGGCGGCAAGGAACGGCGCUCGCUGGUCGCCCACGGCUCAGACUGUUACCAUGGAGGAGAGGGAUGGAGAGGUGACUCGUCCGAACCUGCUGGACCUGGUCAGGACUCCAAGGAUGAGGAAACACACUUUGAUUCUGAUGAUAAACUGGUUUGCCAGCGCUCUGGUCUACCAAGGGCUGGUCAUGCGCUUGGGAACGCUGGGUGGAAACAUCUACCUUAACUUCUUCAUCUCCGGAGCUGCGGAAAUCCCGGCCUCGAUCAUUGUCCUUCUGGUCAUCGAGAGGAUUGGGCGCCGCCUCCCCUUCGCUGCCGGCGGGCUCGUGUCGGGGGCAUCCUGCCUGAUCGCAGCCUUCAUACCCGAGAAUCUCCGCUGGCUGAAGACCGUGGUCACGUCCUUGGGCAGGCUGGGUAUAACUAUCACCAUGGAGAUGGUGUGCUUCGUAAACACAGAGUUGUACCCCACUUAUUUACGGAGCUUCGGUGUGUCGGUGUGUGCCUCGCUGUCGGACCUCGGUGGCAUCCUCUGCCCGUUCCUGGUGUUCAGGCUGGCUGCCCUCUGGGUGCAGAUGCCGCUCGUGGUUUUUGGGGUGAUCGGGCUGGUUUCCGGGGUCCUAGUGCUGUUUCUGCCUGAGACAAAGGGGUUGACUUUGCCCGACACCAUCGAGGAGAUCGAGGACAUCAGCCGGUGA
Amblyraja radiata (thorny skate) is the source of this 1602-nucleotide messenger RNA. Its product is annotated as solute carrier family 22 member 2-like. Gene Ontology annotation, biological process: transmembrane transport. Bases 1 to 1602 code for a protein of 533 amino acids. Gene Ontology annotation, cellular component: membrane. Gene Ontology annotation, molecular function: transmembrane transporter activity. The transcript has 10 exons. Lineage: Eukaryota; Metazoa; Chordata; Chondrichthyes; Rajiformes; Rajidae. The record is from RefSeq and is a predicted model, not a curated record.